AUGUUGCUUCAAAAUUUCGGUGGAAUAGGAUCGCAUCAAUUAGUGAUACCGAAUACGGUAUUUGGUCAGGCGCUAGCACUCCGUGAUGAGUUCAAAUGGAGCCCAUUCGAUGGAUAUCUUGGUCUCGCAUUUAAGUCGAUUGCCCCUGGAAGGAUUAUACCACCUUUUGAGAGAGCCUGGAAUCAAGAUCUCCUCGAUAAACCAAUUUUCACCGUGUGGCUGGAGCGUAAGGGAAUGGUGGAUAAUGUUGUUGGUGGAAUGUUUACUUACGGUGGACUGGACCACGACCAUUGUCAAAGUGAUGAGAUAUAUCAACCACUCUCCUCGGCCAGUUAUUGGCAAUUCACUAUGAAAUCGAUCUCGUUUGGUGCUUAUCAUAGUAACGGGGCAAGCUAUGAGGUCAUUUCCGAUACUGGCACAUCAUUCAUCCUAGGACCAACUCAUCUGGUGAAUUCAAUAGCCGAAGAACUUGGUGCGCAGAUUGGUCAUCAUUCGGAGGUAGGUUAUGAAUGNGGCGUGUUCCUUUCGAAUUGUUCCGGAUACACCGAAAACAUCAAAUUAAGAAUUGGUCAUCAUACCUAUGAAAUUGAACCGGACAAUUACAUCGUUCAGGUUUCCGCAUUUUCACCUCAUUGUGUAGAUACGAAAUCAUAUAUAAAUGAAUAUGAGUGUGUGCUGGCGAUGGGUACGUUCGCUGGCGUAGGAUGGGGACCGCAGCUGAUUCUGGGUCUUCCGUUCAUACGGCAGUACUGUCACAUCCACGAUUUCGGCGGCAGGCGAAUUGGUAACCUUUUGCAUCUGGAAGACUACAGUGACGUCCAAUUUCUGGGCAACAUCACGAUCGGUACACCAGAGCAGCAGUUCACAGUGGUGCUUGACACCGGCUCAGCAACUUUAUGGGUACCUGAUUUGAACUGUGGAAAUAUCGACGUGUUAGGUGGAAUAGGAUCGCAUCAACUAGUAGUAGCGAAUACGGUAUUCGGUCAGGCGUUAACAAUCGUUAACGCGCUCGAAGACAGUCCAUUCGAUGGAGUUCUUGGUCUCGCAUUUAGGUCGAUCGCUAUCAACAACAUUUUACCACCUUUGAACAGAGCCUGGAGGCAAGGUCUACUCGAUGAACCAGUUUUUACCGUGUGGCUUGGGCAUAAGGGCAUGGUGGAUAAUGUAUUUGAUGGAAUGAUUACUUACGGCGGACUGGACCACGACCACUGCAACAGUGAUGAGAUAUAUGAAUCACUUUCAUCAGCCUCUUACUGGCACUUCACGAUGAAAUCGAUCUCAUUGGGUACCUACCGUAGUAAGGCGGUGAGAUAUGAUGUCAUUUCCGAUACCGGCACAUCAUUAAUCACAGGACCAGCUCGGCUGAUCAAUUCAAUAGCCGUAGAACUUGGUGCGCAGGUGAAUGAAGAUGAAUGUUUGCUGGCGAUGGCUCCGUUGACUGGCGUAGGAUGGGGACCGCAGCUGAUCCUGGGUCAUCCGUUCAUACGACAGUAUUGUCACAUCCACGAUUUCGGUAAAAGGCAAAUCGGUUUUGCGAAACCAAGAACUCCUCAGACUCAACUGAGUGGUUUAUGA
Molecule: messenger RNA, 1575 nt
Organism: Anisakis simplex (herring worm)
Lineage: Eukaryota; Metazoa; Nematoda; Chromadorea; Rhabditida; Anisakidae
Source: the annotation of a GenBank genome assembly